GGCUUUACCAGUUUGGUAUCAGAGCAACUGUAUGAGCCAAAGUCUGCCGUCGACGAAGGGAAGCUUGAAAACUCUUGUUAACUCUGAUUACAUGAGGGAGUUUCGUGGGUCGUUUGCCAAUAGCAUAUAACUGUUCAUAAGGAACCCUCUAGAGAAGAAAUCUUCAAGAUCAAUCAACCAUAAACUUCAUUGUGACAGAGAUUCGAGAGCCGUAAUGAGUGUUCGUCGGCACUGGAUUUCUUUAACUACUCCAUAUUUAUGUUAUAAUGUUUGUGUUGAACUGGGAUUCUGAAUUUCAUAUAGGGGUUUCAUGUUUGGCGAUUUAUCUUGCGAGGAUGCGCACCAUGUGUUCGAUAAAAUGCCUCAGUUAGCAGCUUGGUAUCUUGGUUCUUCAUGUGCUGUUUUGACUGUUCUUCUUCCAGCAUUGACAUGUUUAUGGAGUUAUUGAACCCAGUUUUACUUCAGGAAUUUUAGUUUUGUUACGAGAGAUUUCAUCAUUCAUGUUGGUUGGAAAGAACUGAAGUGAUUGAGGUGAACGGAAAAUUUCAAUUGUUUAGUCUGCUCACAGAAAUUUCUCCCGAUGGGAAAGUAUUUGGUAUGAAGCUCGACCAGGGAAUAUUGAGCAAGAAGUUACAACAAACUUUAGUCACUUAUAUUCAAGUUAUGGUGAGCUCGUCAAAGGAAAUUCUAGAAGACGUUGGAGACCUUCCUUACAUGUUGUGCAAAGUUGAGCUUCAAGAUAGAGAUAAAUGCUCAACUUUGUACAACAUGUAAGGAAGGUCUCCAACAUCUUCUAGAAUUUCCUUUGACGAGUUCACCAUAGCUUGAAUAUAAGUGACUAAAGUUUGUUAUAACUUCUUAGCUCUCGUCCUUGUAAUUGGACCUUAAGGUAUGCAAAAAUGCAAUUUGGGGGUAUUCGAAGAUUUUGCUGGAUCAACAUGAGGAGCUUUUCAGUUUCACGAAGUGUAAAUGCUUGCAGAGUCGAUACAUCCUUUGUUUCAGAGAUUGGAGAAUGUGUUCAGAGUUCUAAAAACUAUUCAGCUCUCGCCUUUACUGAUGAUGAAAUUGGCAAGGGAACGGAGAAAAGGAAACUGGCCAUGAACCUGGCCUCGCUUGUCGAAGAAUCUCUUGAUGUUGAUAUGAAAACAUCCAAGACUCAAAUGGAACCCGAGAGAUCCCUUGAAAAGGGAACGGAGAAAAGGAAACUGGCCAUGAACCUGGCCUCGCUUGUCGAAGAAUCUAUUGAUGUUGAUAUGAAAACAUCUAAGACUCAAAUGGAACUCGAGAGAUCCCUUGGAAAGGGAAUGGAGAAAAGCAAACUGGCCAUGAACCUGGCCUCGCUUGUCGAAGAAUCUAUUGAUGUUGAUAUGAAAACAUCUAAGACUCAAAUGGAACUCGAGAGAUCCCUUGGAAAGGGAAUGGAGAAAAGUAAACUGGCCAUGAACUUGGCCUUGCUUGUCGAAGAAUCUCUCAAUGUUGAUACGAAAACAUCGAAGACUCGAAUGGAACUCAAGAGAUCCCUUCAAAUUCAGAUUAAGAAGAGGGUGAAGGCGCAGUAUGUGAACGGGAAGUUCUUGGACUUGAUGGAGAAAGUGGUUGCCUGCCCGAAAACUCUUCAAAACGCAUAUGACUGUGUUAGAAUUAACUCAAACGUUGACGUAACAUCGAAUGAUCAUUUAAUCUCAUUCGAACCUAUGGCUGAAGAGCUUCGUAAUGGUAAUUUUGAUAUCAAUGCCAAUACUUUCUCCAUAUCAAGUUCAAGAAAAGAAGUACUCAUUCUACCAAAUCUAAAGUUGAAGGUUCUUCAGGAGGCCAUUAGGAUUGUUUUGGAGUGUGUUUUUAGGCCACAUUUUUCCAAGAUAUCUCAUGGCUGUCGAAGUGGAAGAGGACACUCAACAGCAUUGAAGUACAUCAAAAAAGAGAUAAAAAAUCCUGAUUGGUGGUUCACAGUCAACUUAAGCAAAAAGAUGGAUGAACUUAUGAUGGCUAAACUCAUUACAGUAAUGGAGGACAAGAUAGAAGAUCCCAAUUUAUUUGCUGUCAUUAGAACUAUAUUUGAUGCUGGAGCACUGAAUUUGGAGUUCGGGGAUUUCCCGAAAGGUCACGGUCUUCCACAAGAGGGCGUUCUGUCUCCUAUAUUAAUGAACAUCUAUCUAAACCUCUUUGACCAAGAAUUCUUUAGAUUAUCUAUGAAAUAUGAAGCUAUCAAUGAAUAUAGUAAUGCAGGUCAAGCUGGAUCAAAGUCAAAGCUGCGUAGCUGGUUUCGAAGACAAUUGAAAGGAAAUGAUUCCGAAUAUCCAGGCGACGAGAAAGGUGACAUAAGAGUAUACUGUUGUCGCUGUAUGGACGAAAUCUUUUUGGCUAUAUCAGGUUCUAAAGAUGUUGCUCUGAGGUUUAGAUCUGAGAUUUUAGAUUUCUUACAGAAUUCUUUGCAUUUGAAUGUUCAUCAUCAAGAGGAAAUGGUAUCGUGUCGGGCUACUCACGGAAUUCGUUUUCUUGGUUGUUUGGUUAGAAGAAGUGAGCAGGAAAGUCCUGCUGUAAAAGCUGUUCAUAAGAUGAAAGAAAAGGUUGAGCUAUUUGCUUUACAAAAGCAGGAGGCUUGGAAUGCUUGGACAGUGUGGUUGGGGAAGAAAUGGCUCGCUCAUGGCUUGAAGAAGGUGAAAGAGUCAGAGAUUAAGCAUUUAGCUGAACAGAGCCCUUCUUUGAAUCAAAUUUCGAGUUUUCGUAAAGCCGGGAUGGAAACCGAUCAUUGGUACAAGGCUUUACUAAAAAAUUGGAUGCAAAAUAUAAACGCAAGAGCUGCAGAGAGUGAAGAAACAAUCUUAUCUAAGCAUGUAGUGGAACCUUCUCUUCCUCAGGAACUUAGAGACUCCUUUUAUGAAUUCCAACGGUGUGUGGAAGAAUAUGUUUCUUCUGAGACAGCUUCUACUAUUGCUCUUUUACCAAAUUAUGAUCCUUCUGCCAAAGUGACUUUCGUAACUGAGAUUAUAGCUCCAGUCAAUUCCAUUGGAAAACGACUACGGCGAUAUCGGCUACUCACGAAUAAAGGGUAUCCAUGCCCCUCUCCUUUCCUCAUCGUACAAGAUGACACUCAAAUUAUUGACUGGUUUUUCGGAGUAGCUCGUCGUUGGUUUAGAUGGUACACCAAUUGUUCUAACUUCAGUGAGUUGGUCUUAAUUUGUGAUCAAGUUAGGCAAUCUUGUAUCCGAACGCUAGCAGCAAAGCAUCGAAUACACGAAAGUAUCAUAGAAAAGAAGUUUGAGUCAGAGCUGAGUAAGAUUUACUCCACCCCUGAUAUAGAACAAGAACAGAAGGAAUCAUCAGAUACCAAUGGUUUAGACAAUGAUGAGGCAUUGAUGUAUGGAAUUUCAUACAGUGGUUUGUGUUUGCUAUCUCUUGCUAGAAUGGUUAGCCAAUCUCGUCCUUGUAAUUGUUUUGUCAUGGGGUGUUUGAGUCCUGCACCAAGUGUUUAUACUCUUCAUGUCAUGGAGAGACAAAAGUUUCCGGGAUGGAAGACUGGAUUCUCGAGCUCCAUCCACCCGAGCUUGAACAGACGACGAUUUGGGUUAUGCGAGAAACAUUUGAAGGACUUGUAUCUUGGUCACAUUUCAUUGCAAUCUGUUGACUUCGGUGCAUGGAAUGUUAAGAACUACUAAUCCCCACAAUGGUAUGAUAUUGUUCACUUUGAGCAUAAGCUCCGUGACUUAGCUUUUAGUUUCCCCAAAAUGUCUCAUACCAAUAGCUAACGUGGGACUACUCCUCUCAAUAAUCAUCAACAAUCCUCCCCUCGAACAAAUUACACCACAGGGUUGACUCUUGAGUCACCUUCGAGACUCACAACUUCUUAAGAAAGUGAGUGGUUUUUGUUCUGUGCAUGAUCUCAUUUAGCUUGUGCAUGGGAUAGAUUUGCUGAGAGAAACGCCAUGGGUGGAGCUUCAUGGUGCCAGGUUUGAACAGCAUUCAAUUGAAUACGUGCUGUUUAUAUUGAUAUCAUGUUGGAAACCUUCUCAAUUGCUCGGAUGAAGAAUAUUAAUUAUGUUUGAGCUAA
Molecule: messenger RNA, 4048 nt
Organism: Cucurbita pepo subsp. pepo (vegetable marrow)
Lineage: Eukaryota; Viridiplantae; Streptophyta; Magnoliopsida; Cucurbitales; Cucurbitaceae
Source: RefSeq, a predicted model, not a curated record